Rhipicephalus microplus (southern cattle tick) is the source of this 1072-nucleotide messenger RNA. It is a transcript of the gene Atg10, whose product is annotated as Autophagy-related 10. Gene Ontology annotation, cellular component: cytosol. Gene Ontology annotation, molecular function: Atg12 conjugating enzyme activity. Gene Ontology annotation, biological process: protein modification by small protein conjugation; autophagy of mitochondrion; protein lipidation. The record is from RefSeq and is a predicted model, not a curated record. Lineage: Eukaryota; Metazoa; Arthropoda; Arachnida; Ixodida; Ixodidae.
GUAGCUAUUCGCACUCGCGGCUCCGGCGAUUCCAGGCUUGUUUCGCUGCCCUAGCAGCGCUGCCUUCGCAGUAGCAUUUCUUGUUUUGCUAGGGCUAAGCAGGUCGUGGCAUCAGUCGGGAAUAAACAACGCAACCGACAGCGCACUACCCAACUGCAAAAACCUCCCGGUUUUCACCCCUCUUCCCCACUUGCAAAAAGUGGUCAAGCCCAUGACGUCACAUCCUGUUCGUCUGCCUGAAUGAAAAAAAGAGCAGCACGCUAAAAAAUGUUGGAAUGGGACGAAUUUGUACGCUGUUGCAGGGAGAUUGAAGCCGUCUCGGCUACGCUAGACGACGGCUGGCGUUGCGUGGUCGACAAGGAAGGCGAGCCCGGAUACACGUACCUGGAGAAGAGGUGCACCUUGCUCCACAAGACUUCCGGCCAGCGCGCCUCCUGGUCCGGAAACCUGCAGGGCGCGGGAGAAGACGAAAUCGAGGAGGCUGCGCCAGACCCGUGCUCCGUCGAAGCACAGCACCGCGGGGAGGAGGUUCUGCAGUCCGUGUACCACGUGGUCUACAGCGCCAGCUACGGAGUGCCCGUCAUGUACUUCAACGUCUGGAGACGCGACGGCAGCCUGCUUCCUCUGAGUGACGUAUGGUCGCUGAUGCCGGAAUGCAUGCAGGAGCAACUGAAGCAUCUGCGAUGGUCCACCGUCACGCAGCAGGAGCACCCGAUCCAGGGCGUCCCCUACUUCCAGUUGCACCCGUGCAAGACGGCCGAGCUCAUGGAACAGACUCGACCAAAGCACCAGGACGGGAAGCACAGCAAUUACGUGGUCACGUGGCUCAGUUCGGUGGCUCCCGUGGUUGGCCUGGAGUUUCCCGUUCAGUACUCGGCCAUCGCUGCACCGCCGUCCUCCUGACGUCCUGCGGAACUUUGUGACGGACGUCUUCCCGUUACGUUCGCAAAACGGCUUCCCGUUACGUUCUGUACGAAGGGCGUCUUUUCUGGACUGCGAUGCACGAGUCGCACGUACCUGGAGCACAUUGAACGAACGUGCGCUGCUUGCCUUGCCACUUCAGCUGCGAGUG